This is a messenger RNA of Pseudomassariella vexata, 1068 nucleotides long. RefSeq names its product S-adenosyl-L-methionine-dependent methyltransferase. Gene Ontology annotation, molecular function: methyltransferase activity. The coding region runs from base 1 to 1068 and encodes 355 amino acids. The record is from RefSeq and is a predicted model, not a curated record. The transcript has 5 exons. Lineage: Eukaryota; Fungi; Ascomycota; Sordariomycetes; Amphisphaeriales; Pseudomassariaceae.
AUGGCAUCUGAGCUGGCUGCAAUUGGGUCUGGAAAAGAGGCUGAGACCGCCCAAUCGCCAUCUUCAGGGGCGGCCGCGGUAUCCCAAACUUCGACUACUCGUAGAGCUGCGGAAGAAGCAGAGUGUCCUGGUGCAGUAAGUCCAGAAAUCGACCGACAUACACCUUCAAACCCGGACAGCGUUAUCGAGCCCGGCGACGGCGAGUCCGUGGAAAACGACGAGUUCGACCCUCAGGAGUGGGAUGACAACGAUUCGUGUGCCUCGAUAUCGCUCAGUUCAAGCAUAUACCAGCAUACGUACGAUAAUGGCCGACGAUUCCAUGCGUACAAGCAUGGGAGGUACCCGAUCCCCAAUGAUGAGCGGGAGCAAUCCCGCGAGGACAUGAAGCAUGCCAUGAUGAUGGAAAUAGCCGACGGACAGCUGCAUUAUGCCCCUGUCGGAGAAACCCCUCAGAAAAUAUUGGAUCUUGGGACGGGAACUGGUAUCUGGGCAAUAGAAAUGGGCGAUAGAUAUCCCAGUGCAACAGUGACGGGUAUAGACCUAUCACCUAUUCAACCCGUCUGGCUCCCACCAAACGUCAAGUUCGUCAUUGAUGACUGCGAAGAUGAGCAGACCUUCGCGAACCUCAAACCGGGCGGCUGGAUGGAAUGGCAAGAAUUCCACGGCUGGUUUCGCUGCAACGACAACACAAUGCCCCCUGAUUACCCGGCGCACCUGGCUUACAAAAUGGCAAAAGACGCUUUCAAGCGGCUCAAUUUCGAUGUCGAUAUAUGCACGAAUAUGGGCCGAGUGCUGAGAGACGCCGGGUUCGUCAACGUGAACUGUAUCGUCAAAAAGAUUCCCGUAGGCCCGUGGGCCAAGGACAAGCGACUUCGAUUAGUGGGUUGGUAUUUAAAGACAGUCAUACAGGAGUUUCUAGCCGUGUUGUCAGGAAAGCCUUGGCAAGUGCUAGGCCUAAACGAGGUCGAGAGAGAGUUGUGGAAGAAGGCGGCGUGCAGAGCCUUGGAGGACGAAAGGGUGCAUCGUUAUUGGAACUUCUAUUUUUGGUACGCGCAAAAACUGGUGUGA